This is a messenger RNA of Suillus fuscotomentosus, 939 nucleotides long. RefSeq lists its product as uncharacterized. The transcript has 5 exons. The coding region runs from base 97 to 777 and encodes 226 amino acids. Lineage: Eukaryota; Fungi; Basidiomycota; Agaricomycetes; Boletales; Suillaceae. The record is from RefSeq and is a predicted model, not a curated record.
GACUGCGCAACCGGAGUCACUACUAUCUUGAUAUGGCCCAGAGUGCUAUGGACUAAGUCUAGUUGCAAAUUACGAAAUCGCACAACUUUUCCAACAAUGUUACCUGUCACUCCCCCAACAAGCCAUCUUGCCCUCCUCAAUUGUCCCACCUCUCCCUCCAAUGCUUCCAUCUCUUAUAAGUUAAGAGUGGGCAGUGAGAUCUCAGAAGAUACACUGAAAUCAUGUGCUGAUCUCUUCAGCUCCCACUAUGGUAUUUGGGGUGAUCAAGCAAGUACAAUUUCCAAGUAUACCAUAGCUGGUCAAAUACUGUUUUGGUAUCCUGCUACCUCCAGGUUGAGCAUGAGCAUCCCCAACUCUAUGGUCAGUGCAUUUGCUACUGUGUGGGAUCAUGUUGGCUGGUCCAGUCGGCGUUACAUUGCAACUCAGCUCUUGCAAGCCCUCAAGUUUCAUGCCUUAUUCUCUGAUGUCAAUAUUGUUGGUCUGGCCUCAUCUCACCCUGUUUCUUGCAAUGCUUUGGCAAAAUAUGCUGGUAAUAUCAACAAUGUCAAUUUGGAUUUCAUUCACGAACAUGCCAAGGGGAUUCUGGAAUCCUCUCCCAUCAGCUAUCUGAAGGCCACUCAAUUGAGGGGCACACUCUUCCAAGACAACUGUGACAACAAAGCCAUCUCAUCUGUGUUCACUGAGUUUUACAUUGACCACACUGAGCCUUUAGCAGUGUUGCAACAGUACAAGAAGAGAGGUCGAUGGUGCUUGGGUGAGCUCCUCGAUGGACUGUGAAUUUCUUGCCAUCUUUCCUAUUGCAGUUAGCCUAGAGAGCUACUAGCUUACCCUGUGUAAUCUGAUUGGAGAACUGAAUCCUGCUGUGUAUGUAGUAGUUUUUGCACUUUGGCCUACUAGUGUCCUGCAAAUGGCUGUAAUUCACUUUUGCCUUCCUCCUUA